AUGCAGCGCCUUCAACAAUUUAUUCGACGCGUCGGCACUGGAGAGUCUUCCGCCGCCCCUCAAGUGCAGGCUGUGAUUGAGCCGACUUCAGCUCCGGCAGGAGGCUCAAGUCUACAAAUUGCGUUACAAAACCAGACCACAUCCAACACUGUCUACGCCUAUGUCACAGGUCAAGCGAUCGACCGUGGCAACGCCUUGUUUCUCCUCUCCGCGGAUGGGAGAACCCCUUUCUAUCCCAGCUCUCCGGGUGCGGUCGGCUCGUCGAUCCCACAAAAUUGUGCGAUUCCCCUCGGAGCUCCGGGCCACACAACGACGGUGACAAUACCCCAUAUCGCCGGCGGCCGCAUUUGGUUCUCGAUAGAUGCGCCUUUGAAAUUCCUGCUCAACCCAGGGCCCGCGCUGGUCGAGCCAUCCGUCACCAAUCCGUCCGAUCCCAAUGCCAACACCAAUUGGGGCUUUGCCGAGUUCACAUUCAAUAGUGACCAACUAUACGCCAACAUCAGCUACGUCGAUUUCGUCGGCCCACCCAUCGCCUUGACCCUCACGACCCAAGGGGGCGCCACCCAGCAUGUCUCGGGGAUGCCUGCUAACGGCCUGGACCAAGUCUGCAACGGUCUCCGCGCCCAGCAGGCCGCCGACGGCAAGGGCUGGGAUCAACUGAUUGUCACCCACAAUGGGCGGAACCUGCGUGCGCUGUCGCCGAAUCAAGGGAUGGUGACCAACCCUUCGUUGUUUGCAAACUACUUUGACGGCUACAUCAACCGAGUCUGGCAGAAGUUUGCUUCUCAAUCCAUGUCCAUUGACACCCAAGCCUCGUUCGGCACCGUGUCGGCAAAGGUCAACAACAACGGCACCCUCAACUUUGGCGGAUCGAGCUUCGCGAAACCGUCGACCCGGGACAUCUUCACCUGCUCGACCGGACCGUUCGCGACGGGCGCCAACGCCCAAACCAACGCCAUCAUCCCCCGACUGGCGGCGGCCUUCAACCGGUCGACCCUGCUCGUUUCCAACUCUUUCCCGGCCCCUCAAAGCAUGUACUACAAGGACCCCACCACGAACCACUACUCCCGGAUCGUGCACUCUCUCAACCUGGACGGGAAGGGCUAUGCUUUCCCCUAUGACGAUGUCCAGCCGAGCGGCGGCGCCGACCAGAGUGGUGAGGUGCACGCCGGCGACCCCAAGUUGUUCACCGUCAUUGUGGGAGGGACGCACGCGACCGUGAAGCCACCGCCGAAAAAGGAUCUGUGA
Messenger RNA from Fonsecaea monophora, 1248 nucleotides. RefSeq lists its product as hypothetical. The record is from RefSeq and is a predicted model, not a curated record. Lineage: Eukaryota; Fungi; Ascomycota; Eurotiomycetes; Chaetothyriales; Herpotrichiellaceae. Bases 1 to 1248 code for a protein of 415 amino acids. The transcript has a single exon.